AUGGACGACGGAAACACAGAAGUACCAGAUCAACUCAUCGAGGAUAUUUUCCUGGAAAGGAAGACUAUUCAUGCCGAUGAUGCUGUUGAUUACGAGGAUAUCGACGAGUUGGCUGAGGAAGAGAAUGUUUCUGACAACGACCAGUUUGCAAUGUAUGAUGAUUUCAAAGUCGAAUCGCCACAGGAUAUAGAACUAAGUGGGAUCUUUGAUGAUCAAGAGGAGAAGCAAAACAUAGAACAGAAGGUACGAGCAGAGAUUGCCAAGAUGGAGAGAAGGCGGGUAAAGCGAAAUAUUAGCUUUGGCAAGUCAGUGGAAAAUGUGACUGAGAUUACGCAACAGGAUUUCGAUUUCAUCAAAGCGAUACAACAAAAGACUAAUGUCAAGCAGCUUGAUUAUGUGAAGCGAGAUUGGCUAGAUGAUGACAAGUUUAAAGACUUUUCAAAAGAUUUGAUAUUGUCGACAGCCGAUUGGGACGACGAUGCAAUAAUCAAUGGUGACUACACAGCCAAACCUAUUAAAGAAUUGGAGCUGAAUGACGAGUUUGAAGACUUUGAAAUCGAUGAAUUGAAGCUAGAUAUGAACGAUCCUAAUCUAUUACUAGUUCCACAAGAAAAUAAACCAAAGCACUCCAUUGCAGAUAAGUUUAACUUGUCCAACGACAACGAGUAUGAACUUUUGCGAAGAAAUUACAAUACAAAGCAAAGAUCACACUUGAGUAACUUAAGCAUUGAGCAUUCUGUUCCGGCAAUGCGAUUGCAAUCUCCAUACUACAAGGUUAGACUUUCCAAAGCAGAAGCAAGGGCCUUCCAUCGCCCUGUGUUCCAUGUACGUCCUGGUACUUUAAUGAGCUUUUCAAAAUUGAGAUCACGCAAAAAGAAGAAAGACAAAGGAAAAUCCUUGCACGAAGUAUUUGCCAAAACGACUGAUUUGACCGUUGCUGACACUGCAAACAUGAUCACGUUAGAAUACGCCGAGCAGUAUCCUUCAAUAUUAUCCAAUUUUGGAAUGGGAUCGAAAUUGAUCAACUACUACCGGAAAAAGCGUCCAGAUGACACGUCACGCCCAAAAGCUCAAUUUGGAGAAACGCACGUUUUAGGUGUAGAAGAUCGAUCACCUUUCUGGAACUUUGGAGAAGUUUUACCUGGUGAGCUUGUGCCUACGUUGUACAAUAACAUGGUGAGGGCUCCCAUAUUCAAAAACGAACCAAGAAACACUGAUUUUCUUUUAAUACGAUCACAAGGAGCAGGCUCGCAUCAAAAGUAUUAUCUCCGCCCCAUGAAUGUUAAUUUUGCAGUGGGGAACGUAUUCCCAGUUGAGAUACCAGCCCCUCAUUCUCGGAAAGUGACAAAUAUAUCCAAGAAUCGAUUGAAGAUGAUUGUUUACAGAGUCAUGAAUUCCAAAGGUGCGCCUCGCAUUUCAGUUAAAGAUGUUUCCAAACAUUUUCCCGAGCAAACGGAUAUGCAAAAUAGACAACGUUUGAAGGAGUUUAUGGAGUAUCAAAGACAAGGUGAUGAUCAAGGGUUUUGGAAAGUUCGAGGCAUGAAUGAUGUGAUCCCGUCAGAGGAGGAUAUACGGAGCAUGAUCACACCGGAGGAUGCUUCGUUGAUGGACGCAAUGCAAUUUGGUCAACAGGCUUUGGAGGAUUUGGCAACUUUGUUUGGCGAUGAGCUUGUGAAGAAACCCGAGGAGAGUACCGAUGCAGAGUCCAAGGGGGAGAAGGAGAAGGAGAAGGAGAAGGAGAAGGAAAAAAAGAAAAAUAAAGAACAGGAUGACCUUGAAGUUGAGGAAGAGAUGGCGCCUUGGAACUUGUCGAGGAAUUUCGUUGUUGCCAACCAGACCAAGGCCAUGUUACAGUUGAAUGGAGAAGGAGAUCCCUCAGGUAUUGGAUUGGGGUACUCAAUGUUGCGCGCUACUCAGAAAACUCCGUUUAAACCCUUGUUCCCACCGCCGCCUGAGAUUGUACCCAAAAGUAACGCUGCCGCACACAAUCAGAAAUUGUACGAGCAGGAAAUUAAGAGAAUUUGGUAUUCGCAAAGAAAAUCAUUGGUGGAGGGAACCUAUGACGAGUACAAGCCUGCAGAUCAUGAUCAGUAUUUUGUUAACAAGUUGGAGCAAGAUGCCAAGGAAAAAGAACAGCAGAAAGGGUUGCAAGAAGAACAGGUUUUGCGCAUUACGAGAAGAGUCCGUGAUCGGAAUGGGGUCGUGCAGCGGAAAGUGGAGACUAUCACGGAUCCGAGAUUGAUCAGAGCUUACAUCAAACGCAAGAAACUACUUGAAGAUGAAUUGUUGAAGAAUGCCGAUGUUGAUGAGAUCUUGCCCACAAACGAUGCCGAGUUGAAUAAGCUUCGUCGAAAGGCAUUGGAGGAGAAACUUGCCAAUUUGGAGAAAAGGGCAAAACAGAGCAGAGCGAAAAAGCCUGCCAAUGAUGCGAUACAUGCGGCAGCAGCAGCAGGUGCAACGAUUAUUGACGCAAACACCGUCAUGUUGCCUGAUGGGUCUUAUGUUAUUGGUGGUUCAAUGGGUUUGGAAAAGCAGGCUGAUAUCGUUACCACGGAGAGUGGCGACAGUUUGGAGCCGUCAUCUCGCUUGCAACGUUUCAUUGACUCUUUUAAACCGAUAAAUCUAGAAGAGGAAGAGGAGGUGGAGGAGAAUGGUAUAGACGUUUCCAACUUGACUCCCAUGGAGAGGUCCAUCAUUGCCUCAGCUAAGCACCCCUUGGCCAGACGAUUGAAAUCAAGACAUUUGCAGAUGAUUGCCAUUGGUGGGAGUAUAGGUACUGGAUUGUUUGUAGGGAGUGGGUAUGCGUUAGCCAAUGGUGGUCCUGCUGCAGUUCUUAUCGGAUACGUCAUUGUGGGAUAUGCUCUCUUGACUGUUGUGAAUGCGCUUGGUGAGUUGUCGGUGCAGUUCCCCGUGAGUGGUUCAUUUAACUCAUUCUUUACUAGAUUUGUUGACCCAUCAUGGGGGUUUUGCCUUGCAUUGAUGUAUUAUGUCAGUUGGGCGAUUUCAUAUCCUUCGGAGAUUAUCGCGGCGGCAAUGACGAUUCAGUAUUGGAACACUUCUAUUAACCCUGCAGUUUGGGUGGCAAUCAUAUGGGUGGUGAUUUCAUCAAUCAAUUUGUUUGGCGUUAAGGGAUAUGGGGAAGUGGAGUUUGUCUUGUCAAUUAUCAAAGUAUUGGCAGUGGUUGGGUUUUUGAUUUUGGGUAUUUGCAUAACAUGUGGAGUGGGAGAUCAGGGGUAUAUUGGAGGAAGAUACUGGCAUCAUCCAGGUGCUUUCAACCACGGUUUCAAAGGAGUAUGUUCAGUGUUUAUUAGUGCUGCUUUUUCAUUUGGUGGUAUAGAAUUGGUUGCGUUGGCAGCUGCCGAAACGGAGAACCCACGGAAAUCACUUCCAAAGGCAACCAAGCAAGUGUUUUGGAGAGUAACGAUUUUCUACUUGUUGACUUCGAUUGUGAUUGGAUGUUUGGUUCCAUAUACAAAUUCCGACUUAUUGGAUGGUGAAGGUAUUGCUGCUUCGCCAUUUGUCAUUGCUAUCAACCAAGGUGGGAUCAAGGUUGUGCCACACAUUAUGAAUGCAGUUAUCAUUGUUGCAGUGGUUUCAGUGGGGAACUCGUCUGUGUAUGGAGCCUCACGUACGAUGGCUUCUUUAGCAGCACAAGGGUUGAUCCCGGAAGUGUUUGGGUAUAUCGACAGACAAGGUAGACCUCUAGUUGCCAUUGGCAUAACCUCACUCAUUGGAUUGCUUGGAUUCCUCGUUGUUAAUGAAAACGAAGGUGCUGUUUUCACGUGGUUUUUUUCAAUUUGUUCAUUGGCCUCCUUCUUCAUUUGGGGGUUUAUCAAUUUGACGCAUUUGAGAUGGAGGUGGGCUUUGCAUGCUCAAGGUAGAUCCAAAGAUGAAAUUAUAUUCAAAUCUCCCUUGGGCGUAUUUGGAUCAUGGACAGGAUUGGCGUUGUUGGUAUUCAUCGUUGCCGUACAGAUCUGGGCGAGUGUUUAUCCCAUUGGUGGAACUGGGGCUGAUGUAGUUACAUUUUGGCAAAAUUGCUUGUCAUUACCGCUAAUCAUUGUCAUAUUUGUUGUUCACAAGACAUAUCACAAGACAUGGAAUCACUUGUGGGUGAAGUUGGAUCGUAUAGACUUGGAUACUGGAAGACGAGAGAUUGAUGUUGAGGUAUUGAAGCAAGAAAUAGCUGACGAGAAGCGGGAUUUAGCCGAAUCUCCACUCUGGUAUAGAUUGUAUAGAUUCUUUUGUUAA
This is a messenger RNA of Lodderomyces theae, 4248 nucleotides long. RefSeq lists its product as uncharacterized. Lineage: Eukaryota; Fungi; Ascomycota; Pichiomycetes; Serinales; Debaryomycetaceae. The record is from RefSeq and is a predicted model, not a curated record. The coding region runs from base 1 to 4248 and encodes 1415 amino acids. The transcript has 3 exons. Gene Ontology annotation, biological process: amino acid transmembrane transport. Gene Ontology annotation, cellular component: membrane. Gene Ontology annotation, molecular function: amino acid transmembrane transporter activity.